Messenger RNA from Hibiscus syriacus, 474 nucleotides. Its product is annotated as putative invertase inhibitor. The transcript has a single exon. Lineage: Eukaryota; Viridiplantae; Streptophyta; Magnoliopsida; Malvales; Malvaceae. Gene Ontology annotation, molecular function: enzyme inhibitor activity. Gene Ontology annotation, biological process: negative regulation of catalytic activity. The coding region runs from base 1 to 474 and encodes 157 amino acids. The record is from RefSeq and is a predicted model, not a curated record.
AUGUCUCAUAUAUCAACAAUUGUCCUUUUGCUUUCACUGAUUGUAUCCUUUACAACACAAUCACUCUCGCUAUCAGUAGAAAAAGAUGAUUUGAUCCCAAAAAACAUCAAGAAAACUGGGUUUGACCUUAAAGGACUUGCGUUGAUAUCAGUGGAGAUACUUCAAGAACAUGCUAAUGACACUUUAACUUUCAUUGUUGACCUAUACAGAAAUGUUACCGACCCCAGUUUAUCGAGAUUCUACGGCAGCUGCGUCGAAAAUUACGGUGCCUCGGUCGAAAGGUUCCUGCCGGAAGCCGUUAAAGCUUUGGGUUCUAAAGACUAUGUGACGGCGAAAAAUGACGCGGCAGCCGUGGCGAGUUAUGUUGACGCUUGUGACCAGCAGUUCUCCGAGAAGACGCCGUUUAGUGAUAGGAAUAAGCUUGUGCACGAUCUUUCUGUUGUGGUAUCUAGCAUUAUUGGUUUGCUGGGUUAA